Messenger RNA from Molossus molossus (Pallas's mastiff bat), 4504 nucleotides. It is a transcript of the gene PSEN1, whose product is annotated as presenilin 1. The record is from RefSeq and is a predicted model, not a curated record. Gene Ontology annotation, cellular component: cell cortex; mitochondrial inner membrane; Z disc. Lineage: Eukaryota; Metazoa; Chordata; Mammalia; Chiroptera; Molossidae. Gene Ontology annotation, molecular function: aspartic endopeptidase activity, intramembrane cleaving; cadherin binding; beta-catenin binding. Gene Ontology annotation, biological process: amyloid precursor protein catabolic process; calcium ion transport; amyloid-beta metabolic process. The transcript is spliced from 13 exons. Bases 745 to 2145 code for a protein of 466 amino acids.
GGGGCGGGGCCUGCGCCAGGCGGCUCCUGAGGCCGAGAUUUCACAUCGGAAACAAAACAGCCGUUCUCGCGAAGGAACUUCGACUGUGGGCAGUCGUAGGCGGUGGCGGCGAAGAGGGAGUAGGGCACUGCUAAGAAUGUUAUCAAAUCCACUUGUGUCUUUUGCCAUGCUGCUUUAACAGUGGGGUCAUUGGCCUUCUCCACGGAUUCAUCAGUUGUUUUCAGCUGUUACUGGACCAGAAUCAAAUUUGGCUUUGCCUGCUCCUUUCUUUGUACCAACAAUGUUUGUUUGUUCACCGGGCCUGACUGAAGACCUAGCUUCACCCUGUUGCCUGCAUCUUCUUCCUACUGAGCUCCAUGUAAAGAGCAGCUCUUCCAGGCAGGGUCGCCUUAUAGCAUUUUGAUCUUCAGAGCAUCAGUAGAAGCCUGAGCUUUCUCUGGGUGAACUGGAAAAGACCUGGACUGGGCAUCAGAAGACCUGGGUUCUGGAACUGGUGUUACCUGCUCCAUAAUCAUGCACUGGCAAAUUCUUUUACUUUUCCUGAGUCUUAGUUUUUCACAUGUAAAUGCGAUGGAUGUGUCUUUGAAAAUAGUGUUGGAAUAUGCUCAGACCUAAUCCAGGAGUCUGCAAGUGACAGUAGCCUGUGAGGUCCUUAGAAAGCUUGGCCUGGAGGAGAACACAUGAAAGAAAGAACCCCAAGAGGCUUUAUUUUCUGUGAAAAGGUAUUUCUGUAUAGUUGCUCCAAUGACAGACUUGCCUGCACCCUUGUCCUACUUCCAGAAUGCACAGAUGUCCGAGGACAGCCACCUGAGCAAUAUUGUACGUAGCCAGAAUGACAAUAGAGAACGGCAUGAGCCAAGCAACGAAAGGCGGAGGCGGGGCAACCCUGAGCCAUUAUCCAAUGGAGGACCCCAGGGUAACACACUGCAGGUGGUGGAACAAGAUGAAGAAGAAGAUGAGGAGCUGACACUGAAAUAUGGCGCCAAACAUGUGAUCAUGCUCUUUGUCCCCGUGACUCUCUGUAUGGUGGUAGUGGUGGCUACCAUCAAAUCAGUCAGCUUUUAUACCCGGAAGGAUGGGCAGUUAAUCUAUACUCCAUUCACAGAAGACACCGAGACUGUGGGCCAGAGAGCCCUGCACUCGAUUCUGAAUGCUGCUAUCAUGAUCAGCGUCAUUGUUGUCAUGACUAUUCUCCUGGUGGCUCUAUAUAAAUACAGGUGCUAUAAGGUCAUCCAUGCCUGGCUUAUUAUUUCAUCUCUGUUGUUGCUGUUCUUUUUCUCAUUCAUUUAUUUGGGGGAAGUGUUUAAAACCUAUAAUGUUGCUGUGGACUACAUUACUAUUGCACUCCUGAUCUGGAAUUUUGGUGUGGUGGGAAUGAUUGCCAUUCAUUGGAAAGGUCCUCUGAGACUCCAGCAGGCAUAUCUGAUUAUGAUCAGUGCGCUCAUGGCCUUGGUAUUUAUCAAGUACCUUCCAGAAUGGACUGCGUGGCUCAUCUUGGCUGUGAUUUCAGUAUAUGAUUUAGUGGCUGUGUUGUGUCCAAAAGGCCCACUUCGUAUGUUGGUUGAAACAGCUCAGGAGAGAAAUGAAACUCUCUUUCCAGCUCUCAUUUACUCCUCGACAAUGGUGUGGUUGGUGAAUAUGGCAAAAGGAGAUCCAGAAGCCCAAAGGAAGGUAUCCAAAAACUCCAAUUAUAAUGCACAAAGCACAGAGAGUGAGUCACAAGUGACAGAAAGUGAUGAUGGUGGCUUCAGUGAAGAGUGGGAAGCCCAGAGGGACAGUCGCCUGGGACCUCAUCACUCUACAACUGAGUCACGAACUGCUGUACAGGAAAUUUCCAGCAGCAUCCUAGCCAGUGAGGACCCAGAAGAAAGGGGAGUAAAACUUGGAUUAGGAGAUUUUAUUUUCUACAGUGUUCUGGUUGGUAAAGCUUCCGCAACAGCCAGUGGAGACUGGAACACAACCAUAGCCUGUUUUGUAGCCAUAUUAAUUGGUCUGUGCCUUACAUUAUUACUCCUCGCCAUUUUCAAGAAAGCAUUGCCAGCUCUUCCAAUCUCGAUCACCUUUGGGCUUGUUUUUUACUUUGCCACAGAUUAUCUUGUGCAACCCUUUAUGGACCAAUUAGCAUUCCAUCAAUUUUAUAUUUAGCAGAUUUGUGAUUAGACUCCCGUGUAUUUUUCUCCUUUGACUAUAAUAAAAUCUUGCAAGGACAAAGGUGAUUUUCCUGUGUCCACAUCUAACAAAGUCAAGAAUUCCAAGCUGGACUUUUCGCAGCUUCCUUCCACGUCUUCCUGACUAUUCGAACUAUAGGGCAUUGGAAGGAGGUGUCUACAGAAAAUGGUUUUGAAAAUACGUCAUUGUGGUGGACUGAGUCCCUUGUUGCAAAAACUACCAGCUUUUAGGGACAAGGACAAGGAAAAGUGAUGGGCCAAGAAGUUGCUGUGCUCCCACCAGCAGUUUGACCCUUGGUCACAGGUGAAUUUUACCAACACUGCAGACUCUCGGACUGCCAUUAUGAAGCGGUUAAAUGAAGUGGUUUAAACCAAACAGGAUUCAUCAUCUUAAACAACAUGUUGAAAACCAACCUAAUCAGACUGUAUUGAACUCUCAACCUUUUCAGGAGGUACUGUAAGGAGAGCAGGUACCAGCAGCAAAAUGGAAAGGUGGAAAGGGGUUCAGACUUUCACUUCCAGACUUUUUUUGCUGCAGACAUCAUUUUUCAAUAAGACUUUUUUUUCACCUUGAGUCAAGUCAGAUUUAUAAGUUGAUUUUGACCAUUUUUGUUCUCAAGCACUGAAACUCAUUACCAUCUAUGGUUGCCAUUUCUUCCCAAGGCCAGUAUGAAUUUACUUGAGAUUGCUUUAUCUUAAAAUUUUUAACCUCCGGUUCCAAAUUCAGUAAGUUCUAGAAAUAAUGGAACUAUAACUCAGUAGUUUUCUUUCACCCUUAGAUAAAUUCUGGUUUUAUCUCCCAAUUCCUGAUUUUUAGGCAUAUUUGUAGGUUUCCCUGCCCUCAUUGCAUUCUUUGUUCCCCAUCCUUCCCUUUCUCCUCCCAUAAGUGGUUAUUUCACACAGCAAAUAAGAUAGCUGUGUUGUGGUAGCAGACGAUCCCGUUAUCCUAGGAUUUUACUGUGUGUGGUGCAAAGAAUGUGUUAUGAGUCAGUGUUAUCAGCCUCGCUGUCAUAAUUUCUUCAAUAGCAAAUACCACGUAUGCCCAAAGACAGUAGUGUUAAAGCAGAGUAAAAUGGUUGGUGAAGCACUUUCUGUCCUGGGUUUUCAUUUUUUAGUACAACCCAUUGUCUCUGAUAGUAGGUUGGAAUUCAAACCAAGAGCCAAAAGCUGGUGGUACAUAAAGGUAUGAAUUGGUUGUAUCAGUACAAAGCAAGAGUUUGGAGAAAGCCAUUGUUGCACCUGGUGAGCCCGGGAAGAACCUAGGGCCAGGGGGAGAACCAGGUGCCAAGAGAAGAAAGAAGGAGCCUCCAACAGCCAAUGACACAAAAUGAGCUAAUGUCUUGUGGGCAGAUGUGAAGGAGGAGAUCCCAGUUAUUCCUCCAGAGCCUCUCAGUGGGCAUUUUGUGGUUUCCCUUUUGCUUUACCUUUCAUUUCAGUAUAUCUUUGUGUGAAUAGGGCAGCAGGGUUCAGGCCCAGGAAUUUCAGUUGAACAACGCACACAACAGAGCCAUCGCCCGUGGGCACAUGGCACCUCCAGAUGAAGCUUUGCCAGGGCACAGCCCUUCUUUUACCCCAGACGACCCUGAGCCAUAGUGAUCAGACUAAGCAUUUGUGAGGAACGUAGUUUCCCCAUGUGGCUGAAGGACGACCAGCUUUUCCUCUUUCUCCUGCAGCCUUCUCUCAGCCUAUAUGAUCUACUUUGGGAUUGGUGCUCUUUGCAGUUUAGAAUAUUUGUUUUCUGUCAUGGAGUAUUUCUUAGAAACUAACUUUAGGAGCAGUGUGCUGGUACUUACCUGAGUAUAAGUGAAAACUGGCUCAUAUUAGGCAGUUGAGGACUGCAGGGAAAAUCAGCUGUGCAAAGAAAGGGCGGCUGAGAGUAAUAGAUCCUUUCAUCUGUUUUUUUCUUUGUUUGUUUAGCCCCUUUUUUUCAAGAUUCUAUUUUUUCCCUCAGACAUGUGGCAGUGUUGUGGGUGUUCUAGAAAGACAUACUAUUCAACAGCUACAACAAAGCCACCUGGACAUCAAUCUGUGAUUUGAAGCCAUCUUGAGGGAGCCCUGAUCUAGAGCAGUUUAUCUGCACGAGGGUUCAGAUAUGUGGUGUGUGCAUGUGUGUUUAAAUCUACCCCGUGUGUUACUGUCCUGUGUAGAAAGAUUGCAAUAAAUCUGUCACUUUCUACAAGAUGGACCCAUAUUUCAGCAUAGAGAGAACACAUCUUACCCUUUUAAUCAAUCUCAGAUGCAGAACUUUUUCUUUACAUCUUUUUGAAAUCAAUUCAGUCAUUUUUGAAGUAUCAAAGUGCUAGUCUUCCACCAUGAAAAAUAAAUUGUCACACUCU